AUGAACUUCACUUUAAGUGAAAAUUCUGAAAUUGUCCAGUAUUGUUAUGAUUCUGUAAAAAGCUCAUGUCAGAAACGCCCUUACGCAAUCUCUGUCCGUAUCCUUAUAUAUGUAUUUCUGUGGAUGACAAUCAUUGUCACUAUUGUUGGAAACCUACUGGUCAUUAUUUCUAUUUCUCAUUUUAGAGUACUUCACUCCCCAACAAAUUAUUUUAUAUUGUCUUUGGCAGUUAUUGAUUUAUGUUUGGGAGGAUUUAUAAUGCCACCUGUUAUGGUUCGAAGUGUAGAGACAUGCUGGUAUUUUGGGAAAUUGUUCUGCAAGUUUCAUCUCAGUUCAGUUAUCAUGCUUUGCACUGCCUCUAUUAUUCAUCUGUCUGUUAUAUCUAUCGAUCGCUACUAUGCAGUGUGCCACCCAUUAAGAUACAAAACAAAGAUCACCCUAUCUGUAACUGUUAACAUAAUCUGUACCAGCUGGGUUGUUUCUGCUGUGCUUGGAUUUGGAAUUGUGUUUCUAGAGUUAAAUUUAAAGGGUAUAGAAGACUUCUACAAUACGAAUAUUAAUUGUGUAGGCAGCUGUAUUUUGAUGCAAAAUGAAAUAUCUGGACUGCUUUCAUCCUUAUUUUCUUUUUAUAUCCCUGGAUUUAUUAUGAUAUGUAUUUAUAUGAAAAUUUUUAGGGUAGCAAGGAGACAAGCAAGGUCAAUCAGAGACACAGCUCGUCCCAUGCAAAUUACUGAAGAAAAUGGAGACUCAGCUUCCAGUAAAAGAGAAGCUAAAGCUGCAAAAACUCUGGCAAUAGUAUUAGGAGUCUUUCUAAUAUGCUGGUCUCCUUUCUUUGUGUGUAAUAUAAUCGACCCUUUUAUACAUUACACAACACCGCCUUUAUUGAUAGAUAUACUUUCCUGGUUUGGCUACCUGAAUUCAACAUUUAAUCCAAUUGUUUAUGGUUUCUUUUAUAGCUGGUUUAGAAAAGCACUAAAAAUAAUUCUGUUAGGCAAAAUAUUUCAAAGUAAUUCCUCUAGAAUGAAACUAUAUGCAGAAUGA
Messenger RNA from Erpetoichthys calabaricus (reedfish), 1041 nucleotides. RefSeq names its product trace amine-associated receptor 1-like. Bases 1 to 1041 code for a protein of 346 amino acids. The record is from RefSeq and is a predicted model, not a curated record. Gene Ontology annotation, biological process: G protein-coupled receptor signaling pathway. Gene Ontology annotation, molecular function: trace-amine receptor activity. Gene Ontology annotation, cellular component: membrane. The transcript has a single exon. Lineage: Eukaryota; Metazoa; Chordata; Cladistia; Polypteriformes; Polypteridae.